Molecule: messenger RNA, 274 nt
Organism: Castor canadensis (American beaver)
Lineage: Eukaryota; Metazoa; Chordata; Mammalia; Rodentia; Castoridae
Gene: S100g
Product: S100 calcium binding protein G
Cellular component (GO): cytoplasm
Molecular function (GO): calcium-dependent protein binding; transition metal ion binding; calcium ion binding
Source: RefSeq, a predicted model, not a curated record
AAAAUGAGUGCUGGAAAGUCUCCGGAAGAACUGAAGAGCAUCUUCACAAAAUAUGCAGCCAAAGAAGGUGACCCAGACCAGCUGUCAAAGGCCGAGCUGAAGCUAUUGAUUCAGGCUGAAUUCCCCAAUCUCCUCAAGGGUCCCAGCAGCCUAGACGACCUCUUUAAAGAACUGGACAAGAAUGGAGAUGGAGAAGUCAGUUUUGAAGAAUUCCAAGUGCUAGUAAAAAAGAUAUCCCAGUGAUGGAGCGAAUAAAACAGCGUCCUGAGCCCGG